AUGCUGAAAGUGUCUUUCGUUUUCUUCGUUCUUCUCAUUAUUGUCUCAUCGUCAUUCGCUAAUUCCUCGGGUCCCAUACGGUCCCCAACUUCGGUCCAAAAAGCAUGUGCUCGGAGAGUUGUGAUGUACGUAAUCGCCGUCUGCGGUGAGACAUGCAAGAAUCAAAACGGGUUGGAGGCCCUCGAAUCAGCAGGGUGCUGCAAUUCUUUCUGUCCGGACGACUUAUAUCGAUUGAAAUGUUGUCCGAACAAUCUGGAAUGA
Molecule: messenger RNA, 261 nt
Organism: Caenorhabditis remanei
Lineage: Eukaryota; Metazoa; Nematoda; Chromadorea; Rhabditida; Rhabditidae
Exons: 2
Coding region: 1-261 (86 amino acids)
Cellular component (GO): extracellular region
Molecular function (GO): hormone activity
Source: RefSeq, a predicted model, not a curated record